Iphiclides podalirius (scarce swallowtail) is the source of this 603-nucleotide messenger RNA. NCBI's taxonomy places the organism in Eukaryota, Metazoa, Arthropoda, Insecta, Lepidoptera, Papilionidae. The record is from the annotation of a GenBank genome assembly.
AUGAAUGUUGAUGAAGACUACGCUCGAAAUGAAGUAGACAGUGGCAGAGCAGAUGAAAGCUCUUGGUGGCAAUCCGCCGAAUUUUCCAUGUUACAAAAAGUUUACGACGAUUGCAGUGCGCAAAAACAUUUAACAAUGUGUUUGAAGGGUAAAGCCUUAACAGCACUAACGAGGGCAGUGGAGCAGGACAACGUUCAACUGGCUGACGGUCUGACAUUGGUAAAACAAUCCGACGCACCUUCUGCGAUGGCCGAGCCUCGAUUCUUCUCUGGUAUGUCCGCAGAAGAAAAACUCGACACCAUGCUACGCAGGAAGUUCGAACAGUUGUUGAAAACGCAUUCUGUGUCGCUUGAUUUUGCAUCAGAAGGUCGAGGAAGAGGAAAGAAAGUACUUCCAUACCUUAUGCUUGGUGUCUUCACAACCUUAAGCAUAGUUGGUGGUUUGGCUCUGAAGACCUUAGCUGCCAUUGCCGGUAAAGCACUCAUUGCCAGUAAAGUUGCUUUAACAAUUGCCGGUAUUAUUGCCCUCAAAAAACUGUUUAGCCAAGAGGGGUCUACUGGUGAAACAACAUUCCAAGUUCACGCCGAUGGACAUCAUAGUCUU